Messenger RNA from Fusarium poae, 633 nucleotides. RefSeq lists its product as uncharacterized. The coding region runs from base 1 to 633 and encodes 210 amino acids. Gene Ontology annotation, molecular function: catalytic activity. NCBI's taxonomy places the organism in Eukaryota, Fungi, Ascomycota, Sordariomycetes, Hypocreales, Nectriaceae. The transcript is spliced from 2 exons. The record is from RefSeq and is a predicted model, not a curated record.
AUGUACAAAACAAUCAAGACGCGUACCCUGGAAGUAGGAUACUACGACCAUGGCCCUUCCUCAGGGUGGCCAGUUCUUCUCUACCAUGGCUUCCCCUACGACAUCCACGCAUAUGACGAAGUAUUUCCUAAGCUUGUUUCAAACGGUGCUCGAGUUAUAGUCCCUUAUGUGCGAGGCUUUGGUCCCACGCGCUUUCUCUCCUCGCACACUAUGAGAAGCGGUCAGCAGGCAGCUCUGGGCUCGGAUGUUAUCGAACUCAUGGACGCGUUGAAUAUCGAAAAGGCCAUACUAGGUGGUUUUGAUUGGGGUGGCAUGUCCUGCUGCGUUGCUUCUGCGCUUUGGCCAGAGCGUGUUGUCGGACUUGUUUCGUUCUGCUUCGGUAAUGCACAGGGAGAUCCAGCGUUGCAAAAACUGGAAGACGUUCUUGCUACUAAACCCAAGAUAACUGUGCCCACUGUUGCGCUUGACGGAAAGCAGGAUCCUUUGAAGAGGGGUGGUACGGCUGCGCAUAGGCAGCAUUUUUCUGGGAAGUUUGAGAGGAAAGUUGUUGAUGUUGGACAUGCGUUUCCUAUGGAAGCGCCGGAAGACUUUGCGAAUGCUGUUUUGACUAUUCAUGGGUGGCAAAGCGGUUAA